Molecule: messenger RNA, 1835 nt
Organism: Thecamonas trahens ATCC 50062
Lineage: Eukaryota; Apusomonadida; Apusomonadidae
Exons: 2
Coding region: 1-1641 (546 amino acids)
Biological process (GO): lipid biosynthetic process
Cellular component (GO): box C/D methylation guide snoRNP complex; small-subunit processome
Molecular function (GO): oxidoreductase activity; iron ion binding; snoRNA binding
Source: RefSeq, a predicted model, not a curated record
AUGUCCAAACAACCCAGCAAAGACAAGAUACUGGAGGCUGUUGCGUUCGCUGACGAAGAUGGGGUCGUUCCGCCGGUCAUCGCCCAGCUCGCCGCGGAGGGCAACCAGCAGGUGGCCGCCGCCUACGAGGUGUAUGUGGCGGGCUGCGACAAGAAGGACUUUGUUGACACUCUUUGCCGCAUCGCAGUGAUCGUACCUGAAGACGGCGCUCGGGAGCACAAUGGUGCGUCUGAGCCAGUGUCGGCCUUGGGCGAGCCCUUGGCCGCUGCCGGUGACGGUACAGCUGUUCCCGAGUCGCCGGCCGCCAUGAGAGCAUCGCUCAGCGCGAAACUGGCGACGGAGAUCAAGACGUAUGCGUCGCGGGCACGCGAAUGGUACGGAUGGCACUUUCCAGAAAUGUCCUUGAUUGUCCCAGACGACGUCGCGUACAGCUCGGUCGUCAUCGCCAUGGGAGAUCGCGCCAACGCCGCGACAGCCGACUUUACCGGCAUCCUCGACGAGAGCACAGCCGCUCUCCUCCGCUCUGCCGCCGUGAACUCGAUGGGCACCGAGUUGGGAGAGACGGACGUGGAGACCAUCAAGGGCCUCUGUCGGCAGAUCCUCGAUCUUACCAAGCGCACGCGUGCCCAUGCCGCCGCCCACGCCACCGCCGCCACCCCGCACCAACCACAGACCGAGACCGAGACCGAGGCAGCCGUCUCCCUCGCCAUCACCGCCACCAUCACCUCCUCCGGCAUGCUCUGUGAAAUCUCAGCGACGUCCAACUUUGUGGUCACUUGGUUGGUGCUGACCAUCCUCGGCGUGGUGGCGCAGUUUGUGCUCUCGGGCAUUCCGUUUUGGCUCCUCUACGUCCGGCCGAGCUAUGCGACUUGGCGAUGGAAGACCAACGGCAAGUACCCAAGCGCAUGGCACGUGCGGAACGAGAUUGUAGAGAUGCUGCGGUCACUGUGGGCGGCGACGAUGUGUCCGGCGCUGGCACUGUGGAUGAGCCAGCACGGGAUGGGUCAGGCGUACUGCGGCGUCUCUCCGGCGUCCGGGCUCACCGUCGGGUACCUGGCGGUGACGACAGUGGCGGUCGUCGUCAUCUCGGACUAUUACGAGUUCCUCUACCACUGGUGCGGUCACCGAUUUUCGGCGAUGUGGAGCGUGCACAAGUCGCACCACAUCUACGCCAACCCGAGCCCGUUUGCCGUCAUUGCCGACGAGGCGCCGGACCAGUUUAUGCGCUCGCUCCCGCUCCUAGUCUUCCCGCUCGUCAUUCCCAUCAACAUGGACAUGAUGUUUAUCAUGUACUCGGUCAUCUUCUACGGCUACGGCACGUACCUCCACACCGGCUUUGAGCUCCCGUUCCUCUCGGCGCACAACCCGCUCAUCAACACCUCGUACCACCACCACCUUCACCAUGCGCUCUCCAUCAAGAACAAGCCGUACCACACCGGGUUUGCCAUCAAGCUCUGGGACAAUAUCUUCGGAUCGGUAUACCCCAAGGCCUGCUUCUGCGUCGUCUGCCAGCACGCCGCCGGCAAGCGAACCCGCGCCGAGUACGAUGCCGUCGUCAAACCAAGUUACGCUCCGCUGCUCUCGCCAUCGUUCUGGCUCCACGGACCACCCGACGCCGGCCUUCCGGCCAAGGCCGAGUAGCGAGAACUUGUCCCAGGCGUACAACUUGCCUCCUCCCGAGCCUGGCCUCGACGCAGUCCCGAUCUGUCGCCGACUGCGUUGAGGCGCGCCGAGAGCUCCAGCUGGCCGAUGCGUUUGCAGCGCUGUCGGCCGUCGCCAGAACGAGCGCAACUCUCAUCAAGCCAAAAGUCAUCAUCAAACGUCGUAUCACUGCC